UUGCUGUUUCUAGCGGAGAUGGGGGGAGCAGCCACAGCUGGAGGGAUAAUAAGAUGCGCAUGAAGUAGGUAUCUGGCAGCAAAUAGAAGAUAAUAGAAAAGUUUUCAAAGAGGAUAGGUCUCCACUUUACAGUGACGAUUUGUUUUUCCACGUCUAUCUAUAAGUCUACUGCUUGGCCAUUUGGCCACAACCAGAAAAGAAGAGGCUGCUCACAUAAAAAAUAUAUCCGUUUUGAGUUGUGGUCGGAAUUACAAGGUUUUUUCCUUGCACUUGCCAAGACAAAAAAUACGGGCUUCGUCCUUUUGCAAACAAGUUGAGUUUGUCGCCAAGAGUUAAGAAUCAGACCGCCUUCCAGGAUUUUCUUCAGCUUGGAGUGUGGCGGCGAAAGCUGAUCUGGCGUGCCAGUGUAUCGGGCGCACAGUAGUGCAGCCGUCAUCUUCUUUCCAUGCGAGAAUUGGAUUCAGACCAAUAAGUGAACUCCGUGCCGUCGAAGAUGCGUCUGGGAACACUUUAUUCCACCACCGUUUGCCUUUUCAUCGGAACUGGAGAGAGGAUGUUGCUAGCGAGGCUUGCGUCUUUAACGCACACGUCCUGUAAACUCUGAGAAAACUAAUGUACAGACCUUCUCUAGUUGAACUGGGUGCUUCACCUACGUAGCCUGUUAAGUGCUAUCAGCUCAGUAGUUCGCUCACUGGGUUGGCUACUGAGGUGGUUGGUUUGUUUGAUCCAAACCGCAACUUUUUACAGAGAUCAUCUCAGUGACCGGAGGGAGUACAGCCAAGCCAAAUGUCUACCUGCAGCAGCACGACAGCCCCGAGCUUCCCCAAAGCCUACCUCCACUCUCAGCAUCCCACGGCCCCACCGUCUCCAUCCCCGUCCCCAAGCCCGCCAGUGGCGCUCUACAGCCGCCUCUCCAACGGCAGCCUGAAUGCCCGGCUCAGCCCAACGAACUCGAGGGGCUCCUUCCAAGGGGUCUCUUUUCUCCUUCAAAUCGGGCUCACCCGGGAGACGGUCAACCUGGAUCCGAACGACCUGUCUCUUUCUGCUGUGAAAGACCUUGUUUGUUCAAUAGUGGACCAAAAGUUCCCAGAGUGUGGCUUCUUCGGAAUGUAUGACAAGAUCCUUCUCUUUCGGCAUGACCUGAAUUCUGACAACAUCCUCCAGAGGCUGACGUCUGCGGAGGAGAUCCAUGAAGGAGACCUUAUUGAGGUGGUGCUCUCUGCUCAAGCCACGGUGGAGGACUUCCAGAUCCGCCCCCAUGCCCUGUACGUGCACUCCUACAAGGCCCCCGCCUUCUGUGACUACUGUGGGGAGAUGCUCUGGGGCCUGGUGCGCCAGGGCCUCAAAUGUGAAGGUUGUGGCUUAAACUACCACAAGCGGUGUGCUUUCAAGAUCCCCAACAACUGCAGUGGUGUGCGGAAAAGGAGGCUGUCCAACGUGUCCCUACCGGGGCCAUCGCUGUCCCUCCCACGGCCGGCCACCUUGGAGAGCAUCGUGGUCUGUCAGGAGGAGCAGCGCCCUCACCUGGAGGCUGGCAAGCGCAUCCCGUCCUGGAGUGGCCGGCCCAUCUGGAUGGAGAAGAUGGUGCUGGGCCGGGUCAAGGUGCCGCACACCUUUGUCAUCCACACCUACACACGGCCCACUAUCUGCCAGUUCUGCAAACGCCUCCUCAAAGGCCUCUUCCGCCAGGGCAUGCAGUGCAAAGACUGCAAAUUCAACUGUCACAAAAGAUGUGCUUCAAAGGUGCCAAAAGAUUGCCUGGGAGAAGUGCUUUUCAAUGGAGAGCCGGCGAGUCCAGGCCCAGAUUCGGACACCACGAUGGAGGUGGACAGCAGUGAUGUGAACAGCGACAGCAGCCGAGGGCUGGACGACUCCGAGGAACCCUCCACGCCCGAGGACAAGAUCUUCUUCAUGGACUCCUCAGACCUUGAGCGCGAGAAGGACGAGGAGCCUGUGAAGGCCAUCAGCCCCUCCACCAGUACCAACAUCCCCCUGAUGCGGGUGGUGCAGUCCAUCAAGCACACCAAGAGGAGGAGCUCCACCAUGGUCCGGGAGGGCUGGAUGGUGCACUACACCAGCAGGGACAACCUGAGGAAGAGACACUACUGGAGGCUGGACAGCAAGAGCCUGACCCUGUUUCAGAAUGACUCAGGAGCCAAGUUUUACAAGGAGAUCCCACUGUCGGAGAUCCUUCAGGUGGAGUCGCCCAAGGACGUCAGCCAGCUGGCCCUGGGCGGCAACCCCCACUGCUUCGAGAUCAUCACUGCCACCAUGGUCUACUACGUGGGGGAGAACACGGUGAUGGGUGCACCACACCUGCACCACACCAUCCACAGCAGCAGCCCCGUGCUGGCACCGUCCGGCGUGGGCCUGGAGGUAGCCCAGGGCUGGGAGAAGGCCAUCCGGCAGGCCCUGAUGCCCGUCACGCCCCAGCCCAGCGUCUGCACCGCCGCUGGACAGGGCAAAGACCACAAGGAGCUAUCCAUCAGCAUCUCCGUGUCAAACAGUGAAAUCCAGGAGAAUGUGGACAUCAGUUCGGUUUACCAGAUAUUUGCAGAUGAAGUGUUGGGGUCGGGCCAGUUUGGGAUUGUAUAUGGAGGGAAACAUCGGAAGACAGGUAGAGAUGUGGCCAUCAAGAUCAUUGACAAAAUGAGAUUCCCCACUAAACAAGAGAGCCAACUGAGGAAUGAGGUGGCCAUUCUGCAGAACUUGCACCAUCCUGGUAUUGUGAACCUGGAAUGCAUGUUUGAGACACCUGAGAGAGUCUUCGUUGUCAUGGAGAAGCUCCACGGCGACAUGCUGGAGAUGAUCCUGUCCAGCGAGAAGAGCAAACUUCCAGAGCGCGUCACCAAGUUCCUAGUUACACAGAUCCUGGUGGCCUUAAGACAUCUCCACUUCAAGAACAUUGUGCACUGUGACUUGAAGCCUGAAAACGUGCUCCUCGCCUCAGCAGAACCUUUCCCUCAGGUGAAGCUUUGCGAUUUCGGCUUCGCCCGCAUCAUCGGCGAGAAGUCGUUCCGGCGGUCGGUGGUGGGCACGCCGGCGUACCUGGCUCCCGAGGUCCUCCGCAGCAAGGGCUACAACCGCUCGCUGGACAUGUGGUCCGUGGGCGUCAUCGUCUACGUCAGCCUGUCCGGAACCUUCCCCUUCAACGAGGACGAGGACAUCAACGACCAGAUCCAGAACGCCGCCUUCAUGUACCCGCCCACGCCCUGGAAGGACAUCUCCUCAGAAGCGACAGAUCUCAUCAACAACCUCCUUCAGGUGAAGAUGAGGAAACGCUAUAGUGUAGACAAGUCUCUCAGCCACCCCUGGCUACAGGACUAUCAAACGUGGCUUGAUCUGAGGGAGUUUGAGACGCGGAGAGGCGAGCGCUACAUAACGCACGAGAGUGACGAUGCACGGUGGGAGGAGUACGCCAACCUGCACAGUCUCGCUCACCCCAAACACUUCAUCAUGGCCCCCAACCUGGACGACAUGGAUGAGGACCCCUAGAGGAUGGGAGGACUACAGUACAUGCGUGAAGAACGAUACAUGUGCCUGUGUAGUGGAGCGUGUGUAAGAGAUGUGGCCGUGUGUGUACGUAUGCGCGUGUGUAGCGGAUUGGAAGAGAAGUGUUUGUUUGUUUGUGUGUGUGUGUGUUGUUGUUGGAAGUGGACAUUGUGAGGAAAGAUGAGGUGACCUUCGUGUGUGGACCUGGACAAUAUAUGAGAAAUGACUCCAGGACUCCUGGAGGGAGGACAUUAUUGCCUGUGGGCCUCACCUUGAACUUGGGACACAGGACAUGGCACACGGAACACAGAACACGGAACAUGGGACAUGGUUCUAGAGCCGCAAGGAGAGGAGUGAAAAGUGACUGUUCUCUCCACAGACAUGGGAGCUGGAUCACUGCCACGGAUACAGAAUACUGGGAGAGACUGUCUAUGAAUAAUAUGCUGACCCCAGUGGAAAGACUUUACAAAAAAGGACUCAUUAUGUUUUUUGUCUUGUUCUCUUUUUUAAAAUACAUCUAUAUUUUUAUAUUUAAACAUACAUUCCAUGCCUUUUGGGAGGGAGGGUGUGUCGUUCAGUUGCUUGGGCCUUUUGAAAGCAGUGAGUGGGGACAACUAAACCGUACAACUAAAUAGUAGGCCUAAAACUAUAUUGUUAUUUUUUUUAUUGUUGUAUGAUUUACUGAUAAAAAGGAUAAUGUUAAAGGCCAUUUUCUUUGGGAGAAGUUGAGAUGUUUGUCUGCAUGUUUUUUUAUAACAUGAAUUUGUGAAUUGUUGUUGAAUUGAUUAAUUGUUCCUUAUUUUUGUGUUGCUAGCUGUUUUUCUAUAAUAUAUGAGGGUUUGGAACUGGAACAUUUUUCUCUUCUACAGUAGCCUGGCAAACCAGAUUAUAAUGUUAAAUGUAUAGUCUAGGCUCGCACCAUAGGCAGUCACCAUGCUAAGGCCACCUUAAUGACUCUGUACACAGAUUCAAAACUAGACAGAGCGUUUUAAUUAGAGGACCGAGCCAAGCAAGAUUCAUGGCUCAGCUACAACUAUCCAUUUGCCAUUUAGGAGAUUAAGUUUCUUCACCUGAUCUGACCCGUGGCAGCCUUUGAUGUUACCUAGCUACUGGAAGAUUGUCUAAUCCGUGUAUCCGUGUAAUGCUUUAAAAAUGUCUAUUCUCCUGGUUAAACAAAAGACCAAAGAUCCUAACACUGCCAGAAAGAUUAACACUCCAGUAUUGAAAAGCAGCGAUCCUGUAAAAUAAUAAUAACAAGGCUUUCAGGUACCAAAGACAAGUUCCUCAGACAUGCAAUAUUGCCAGAAAUAGCAUCAAAGACUGAUAUUCAAUCUUGACCGUUUGCAAGUCAUUGGAUUGAAUGAUUAGAUAUCUGGCAUAUCUAUUCUGCAGUGCAAUACUUUCAAAAUCCUUCCUCAGUACUCAGGACCCAUCUGUACAUCUAAGACGCUAACUGAUCUUUCAGCCCUAGAACGUUCAGAUUGAAUGAAAUUGAAUUUGAUGGACAUGUUUUCUAGAAAAAUAUACAGUACAGUGUAAAAGCCCCAGUACCGAGCUCACUCAUAAUACUCUAGGACCACCCUUUUAAAAUAUUUUCUAUGUUUAUUUUUUUUAUUAUUUGGUCUUUAGUUCAACAGGUUAGAUAACACUAAAGUUGCAGGCAGCACUGUUGAACAAUGGUAGACAGACCACCCCCAAACACUAUUAUUAUCACAAAUUAUAAUACACUGUUUGUUCCUUCAGUUUUGAAUAGACAUUCCACUGCCAGAAGACUUGUACUGAUAACUGUGGCUUGGGCUUUUGAAAGCACAAGAAAACUGCCUUCAGUCCCCUCAUUCCUUCAAAAGUUUGAUCAUUUCCCCCAAUGACUGUUCUCUGUGUGUUGUACGCUUGUGUGUUUUUGUCUUGGAGAGGAUCCCAGCGCUGUUGACUGCCUUCAUGGUUAAUCACUUUGGGAUUCUAGUGACUUCUGGUUAAAAAAAGAGGGAAUUGUUUACUUUCAGUGAGACACUCAGGCUCGCCACUGAGGAGAAAGCUUACAAGAGGCAACUGAGGUGUGUCUGAGUACUGAAGUGUUAAGCAAUUGCUUCAAAAAGAAGCCUAAAUGCUACGUCUUGUCUUUUUAGGCUAGACAAUGAUGGCAAAGUUUUCACUUCAAAUGAACUUAAUAGGGUUUGGGACGCAACGCCCAACCACAAAAAGAACAAUGUGCAUGUUCAAUUCAAAGGGCUUUUGAAUACUGCCGAUGUCACAAAGAGGUUAGAGUGCGCAAAAGCAAAAAAAUAUAUAAAUAAAUUUAAAAACCAUCACUUUUCUGCAUGCCAAGGUCUGCUUACUGCCGCAGGGUUCGAUGUGUUUCUCUGUUUCAGGAGUCUUAUUAACUUUGUCAGAGUGAAAGUUUUUUUUUUCUUCGAAAGCGUAAAAAUUGAAACUCUUGCUUAGUGUGGCAAAAAAAACAUCUUGGCCGAAUGUGAUAUUAUGGUUUGGGAUUUUGAAAAAGAGACCACCCCUUGAACUGUCUAUGUUGCCACUGGAUUGGCAUUUGUUUGUGUUUUGUAUAUUUUAGUACAUACAGAUUUUAAUAAUAAAAAACAA
This is a messenger RNA of Engraulis encrasicolus (European anchovy), 6087 nucleotides long. RefSeq names its product protein kinase D3 (gene prkd3). The transcript is spliced from 19 exons. The record is from RefSeq and is a predicted model, not a curated record. Gene Ontology annotation, molecular function: protein serine/threonine kinase activity; ATP binding. NCBI's taxonomy places the organism in Eukaryota, Metazoa, Chordata, Actinopteri, Clupeiformes, Engraulidae. Gene Ontology annotation, biological process: protein phosphorylation. The coding region runs from base 787 to 3495 and encodes 902 amino acids.